Chilo suppressalis (striped riceborer) is the source of this 261-nucleotide messenger RNA. Lineage: Eukaryota; Metazoa; Arthropoda; Insecta; Lepidoptera; Crambidae. The record is from the annotation of a GenBank genome assembly.
AUGGCGUUGGAAGGUGUGAAAAGUGAAAAAAGUGAGGAAAACAACGGGAAUGUACAGGACGGAAAGGCGAACGGGAUCGACAACAAAAGUAAACAGAGUCAACCUCGACGUGAAAAACAGAAUAAUAAAAUUCUCGACAAGCAAACGAGGCGGCGCGACGACUCGGUCAGAACGGAAAACAAUAAACUUAGGCGGCUAUCGACUGAAUACUCGAAGUUCUUCGUGACCUUGAAGAUAUCCUGGCAACAUGACGUCAGCUAG